UCGGCAAAGUCCCCUGUUGCAGGCAGAAUAACGGCCCCCUGAAAGAUGUGCACGUCCUGGUCCCUAGAACCUGUGCAUAUGUUACUUCCCAAGGCAAAAGAACUGAGUGUGGUGAGGUUUUGGAUCCUGAGAUGGGGGGGAUUCCUGGAUUAUAUGUGGUUGGCCCAGUGUGAUCACAAGAGGCAGAAGGGUCAGAGUCCUGUAAAGAGUAUAAAGAGAUUUGACGACAAACCCAGAGAGACGAUGUCUUACUGCUGGCUGGAAGAUGGAAGAAAGAAAAGUAGGUGGCAUCUAGAAGCUGGAAAUUGUCCUCAAACAUCCUGCCCAAGAGCCUCAGGAAGGAACCCACACUACUGAGACCUUCCCUCAGGACUUCCGACCUCCAGAACUGUGAGAGAACACGUUUCCAUUGUCUCAAGCCACUAUGGGGGUGGCAGUUUGUUAAAGCAGCAGUAGAUGAGGCUGCCAGGCUUGAGAGAACCACCAUUACCUGGUUGAAGAGGGGAGGGGCAGCUCAGCAUUGGCCUCUGCAGCGUGGAUCUCCCGGCCAGGCUCUCAGCUGUCAGAUCCUACAACCAGAACUCUGCGCCCCAGGAUGGAGGCUCCGGCCCAGAAGGCUGGGCAGGGAGGAAUUCCCACGACCGAUGCCCGGGGUGCCUCCGGGGCCUGGGAGAAGAGGCCCGAGGAGCCGAGGCCCCUCGAACAGGACCGAGCUGGGAGCCACCCCACUCAAAAGGGGGACCUGCGUGGAGGGAUGGCGGACGGUAGGACGACUCCCCCAGGCGGGGGCUCCCAGGGCUGCAACCUCCGGGUGAGCCCCGGCUCGGGGACCCGGCAGAGCGCGGGGACCAGACCCCUCAUGCGGGAGCCGUGCAGCCCCACCUCUUCUCAGGACCCUGAGCUAGUUACCCGCGAGGGGCUGCAGGCCAGGGAGGGCCCCUGUGGGAGCCCGGCACGUGGCAGGGGCUGCAGCAGGAACUCCUGCCUGGCGCGGCAUCUCGGGGUGCCCGCUGGGGAGACGCCACCCGUGUGUGACCCCUGUCCGGAGCGGCUCCGGAACCGCCCCCCGACUCAACUGUGUGAGGUCCACACAGACUGUUGGCCAUGCCAACUGGGGACGGGCGCUCGGACCUGCCCGAGGACCCCAAAGCCGACCUCCCGCGGGAGGAGCCCCUCGGUGGAGCAGCCCCAGGCUUGCGCGUGCGGCGAGGCCUUUGCGUGGAGGGCCCUGCGGAUCCCCCAGGAGCGGCUGCAGGAGAUGGAGGAGCCCCGUCCGUGUGCCCGGUGCGGGAAGCGCUUCCACACCAACCAGCAGCAGCAGACGAGCAAGGGCCGCCCAGUGUGUCCUGAGUGUGGCCAAACCUCGCGACCUCGCCCGGGUGUCCCCAACCCCCCGGCCCAGCGGCUGUACGCUUGCGACGAGUGCGGCAAGGCCUUCACACGCACCUCCAGCCUGCUGCAGCACCAGCGCAUCCACACGGGCGAACGGCCCUACGAGUGUGCCGAGUGCGGCAAGGCCUUCGUGCGCUGCUCCGGCCUGUACCGCCACCAGAAGACGCACUCGGCUGAGCGCCACCGCCGUGGCCCCGUCCUGGCCCGGCGCGCCUUCCGACUGGGGUGCCCGCCCUGCGGGGACUGCGGCGAGCUGAGUCCCCGACGGGGGUCGGGAGCCAGGGAGAAGCCGUACGAGUGUGCCGACUGCGCCAAGGCCUUCGGGCUGUUCUCGCACCUCGUGGAGCACCGGCGCGUGCACACCGGCGAGAAGCCCUACGCUUGCCCCGAGUGCGGCAAGGCUUUCAACCAGCGCUCGAACCUGAGCCGGCACCAGCGCACGCACAGCAGCGCCAAGCCCUACGCGUGCCCACUGUGCGAAAAGGCCUUCAAGGGCCGCUCCGGCCUGGUGCAACACCAACGCGCGCACACCGGCGAGCGGCCCUACUGCUGCCCCGAGUGCGGCAAGACCUUCCGCGGCUGCUCCGAGCUGCGCCAGCACGAGCGCCUGCACUCGGGCGAGAAGCCCUAUAUCUGCCGCGACUGUGGCAAAGCCUUCGUGCGCAACUGCAGCCUGGUGCGCCACCUGCGCACGCACACGGGCGAGCGGCCCUACGCUUGCGGGGAGUGCGGCCGCGCCUUCAGCCAACGCUCCAACCUCAACGAGCACCAGAAGCGGCACGCGGGCCCCGCCGCACCUUGACCACCGGGAGCCGACGCGUCGCCCAAGCGAAUCCUGCGUCGAGGAGGGGCUUUGUCCCGGAAAACCCACCGUUUGUAACCUUGAUUAAACUUCACUUUGUACAC
Molecule: messenger RNA, 2298 nt
Organism: Rhinopithecus roxellana (golden snub-nosed monkey)
Lineage: Eukaryota; Metazoa; Chordata; Mammalia; Primates; Cercopithecidae
Gene: ZNF837
Product: zinc finger protein 837
Exons: 3
Coding region: 596-2194 (532 amino acids)
Biological process (GO): regulation of transcription by RNA polymerase II
Cellular component (GO): nucleus
Molecular function (GO): DNA-binding transcription activator activity, RNA polymerase II-specific; RNA polymerase II cis-regulatory region sequence-specific DNA binding
Source: RefSeq, a predicted model, not a curated record